Daktulosphaira vitifoliae (grape phylloxera) is the source of this 2861-nucleotide messenger RNA. RefSeq lists its product as uncharacterized. Lineage: Eukaryota; Metazoa; Arthropoda; Insecta; Hemiptera; Phylloxeridae. The record is from RefSeq and is a predicted model, not a curated record. Gene Ontology annotation, molecular function: protein binding. The transcript has 3 exons. Bases 79 to 2616 code for a protein of 845 amino acids.
AUAUAUACACCUUUUUAAAAAAAGAAUUUUACAUUAGUUAUUCAGAAUAUAAUAUUUAGUAAAAUUAAGAGGCCUAAAAUGGAGAACUGGCAAUUGAUAUAUUUUUUUAUGAUAAUUUCAUGUUUGAUAUUUAACGAAGGUAUUUUAAAUAAAGAUUUGAGUGAAAAAAAAAUAUGCCCGUUUGAAAAGGGUACCACAGAAAUAGCUGCUAAAAUUGGUGACAUUGAAACAUUAAAACUAGCUUACGAGAGUGGUUGUGAAUGGGAUGAAUAUACGACUGCUGAAGCUGCUGCAAAUGGACAUUUCGAAUGUUUAAAAUAUGCACAUGAAAAUAACUGUAGGUGGGAUGACGAAACAACUAGAGACGCUGCUGCAAAUGGACAUUUCGAAUGUUUAAAAUAUGCACAUGAAAAUGGAUGUCCAUGGGAUGUAAGGACAACGAUAUAUGCUGCAACAAAUGGGCAUUUAGAAUGUUUAAAAUAUGCACAUGAAAAUGACUGCAGUUGGAAUGAAGAAACAACAAGAAAAGCUGCUGCAAAUGGACAUUUCGAAUGUUUAAAGUAUGCACAUGAAAAUGGAUGUCCGUGGGAUGUAAGCACAACGAUAUAUGCUGCGACAAAUGGACAUUUAAAAUGUUUAAUCUAUGCACAUGAAAAUGACUGCAGUUGGAAUGAACAAACAACAAGAAAAGCUGCUGCAAAUGGACAUUUCGAAUGUUUAAAGUAUGCACAUGAAAAUGGAUGUCCGUGGGAUGUAAGCACAACGAUAUAUGCUGCGACAAAUGGACAUUUAAAAUGUUUAAUCUAUGCACAUGAAAAUGACUGCAGUUGGAAUGAAGAAACAACAAGAAGAGCUGCUCUGAAUGGACAUUAUGAAUGUUUAAAAUAUGCACAUGAAAAUGGGUGCCAUUGGAUUAAAGACAUUACUAGAUAUGCUGUUAUUGGAGGUAAUUUAGAUUGUUUGAAAUAUGCUCAUGGAAAUGGAUGUUUAUGGGAUACAAGCAUAACGAUAGUAGCUGCAAGAUAUGGGCGUUUAGGAUGUUUAAUCUAUGCACAUGAAAAUGACUGCAGUUGGAAUGAAGAAACAACAAGAAGAGCUGCUCUGAAUGGACAUUAUGAAUGUUUAAAAUAUGCACAUGAAAAUGGGUGCCACUGGAUUAAAGACAUUACUAGAUAUGCUGUUAUUGGAGGUAAUUUAGAUUGUUUGAAAUAUGCUCAUGGAAAUGGAUGUUUAUGGGAUACAAGCAUAACGAUAGUAGCUGCAAGAUAUGGGCGUUUAGAAUGCUUAAAAUAUGCACAUGAAAAUGGAUGUCCAUGGGAUGUAAGGACAACGAUAGCAGCUGCAACAAACGGGCAUUUAGGAUGUUUAAUCUAUGCACAUGAAAAUGACUGCAGUUGGAAUACAGAAACAACAAAAAACGCUGCUAUGAAUGGACAUUAUGAAUGUUUAAAGUAUGCACAUGAAAAUGGAUGUCCGUGGGAUGAAAGCACAACGAUAUAUGCUGCGACGAAUGGACAUUUAGAAUGUUUAAUCUAUGCACAUGAAAAAGGAUGUGUAUUAGAUAAUAGGAUAACUACUGUGGCUAUCAAUAAUGGUUAUUUUGAAAUUUUAAAAUAUGCUCAUAAAAAUGGAUAUCCAUGGCCUAAAAGAACAACAAAAAUAGCUGCAAGUUAUGGUGACUUAGAAUUUUUAAAAUAUGCUCAUGAAAACGGUUGCAAAUGGGAUGAAGGUACAAUAGUUACAGCAGCCAUGAUUGGUAAUUUAGAAAUUUUAAAAUAUGCACAUAAAAAUGGUUGUCCAUGGGAUGACGGCAUACUUACUGUAGUUAUUAAAGGAGGUGGUUUAGAAAUUUUAAAAUAUUUACUUGAAAAUGGAUGUCAAUGUGAUGAAAAAACAACACAAGCUGCCGCAAGUUAUGGUAAUUUAGAAUUCUUAAAAUAUGCAAUUGAAAACGGUUGCAAAUGGUAUGAAGGUAUAAUAGUAACAGCAGCUAUGAAUGGUAAUUUUGAAAUUUUAAAAUAUGCACAUGAAAAUGGAUGUCCAUGGGAUUAUGACACAACUAGAGCUUCUGCAGCAAGUGGUUGUUUAGACUGUUUAAAAUAUGCUCAUGAAAAUGAGUGCCCAUGGCAUGAAGAAACAUUAAAUACAGCUGCCGCACAUGGUAAUUUAGAUUGUUUAAAAUAUGCAUAUGAACAUGGAUAUAAUUGGACUGAAGGUACGAUGAGAGGCGCUGCUGCCAAUCGACAAUUAGAAUGCAUCAAAUAUGCCUUUGAAAAUGGUUGUAAAUGGGAUGAGGGUACAACAAGGGAAGCUGUUGCAAGUGGUUGUAUUGAUUGUCUUAAAUUUGCUCAUAAAAAUGGAUGUAAUUGGAAUGAAGGUACAAUAGUUACAGCUGCCAUGCGGGGAAAUUUAAGUUGCUUAAUAUAUGCCCACGAAAAAGGAUGUAAAUGGGAUGAAAGCACCACAAGACUUGCUGCUGCAAAUGGUCAGUUUCGUUGUUUAAAAUAUGCUCAUGAACAUAAUUGUCCAUGGAGUAUUAAUACCAUUUAUGAAGCUACUCGAAGAGGUUUUUUGGAUAUAAUCAACUAUGCUAACGAGAAUGGCUGUAUUAAUUAGUUUUCUGAUAAAAUAUUAUUCAUAUUUUACAUUCCAUUACAUUAUAGUUUAAAUAAAUCGUCUUGAGAUAAAAUGAUAAUAAUUAUAUUGAGAGCAAUCAUGUAAUUUUGUAUUCUUAAUAAAUACUAUUUUUGAAAUUAUAACCAAAAUACUUAAUAAUAAAUGUCCGAAUUUUCCAAUCAUAUAAUUAUUGUUCAAUACACAAUAAAUAUAAUAGAAAAUGUUUAUAAGUAAUGACAAAAAUG